Messenger RNA from Parastagonospora nodorum SN15, 714 nucleotides. RefSeq lists its product as hypothetical. The record is from RefSeq and is a predicted model, not a curated record. NCBI's taxonomy places the organism in Eukaryota, Fungi, Ascomycota, Dothideomycetes, Pleosporales, Phaeosphaeriaceae. The transcript has 2 exons. The coding region runs from base 1 to 714 and encodes 237 amino acids. Gene Ontology annotation, molecular function: hydrolase activity.
AUGGCGCUGCAAAUUCUCUCUGACGUCCAUCUGGAGGCUCCGAAAGCAUACGACAUCUUCGAAAUCACCCCGAAAGCACCUUAUCUUGCGCUCAUCAGAGAUAUUGGCAACGUCGUAUCGCACAAGGGCGAUUUCACCGCUUUCUUGAAGCGGAAAUCUAGACAGUUCCGUGCGGUGCUAUUCGUACCCGGCAACCACGAAGCCUACCAUUCUGAUUGGGCCACGACCAUCGAUUUGCUUCGCGCCUUCGAUCUCUUCUCUUCGAUCCCACCUGAAAAGGAACAGGCGGUCAGCUUCGGCCUCAACGACUUCUUCCAAAUCGACAGCUGGGAUGUUCAAGCGCAUAAUGAGGCACACUUGCGGGCUAUUGCCUGGCUCAAUGCCGAAGUCGCUCAUCUGGAGCAAUUGGACACGACAACUAUCGUCCUCUCGCAUUGGAGUCCAUCCACUGACGUUCGCUCGGUCGAUCCCAGGCAUAGCGCGAGUCCAAUCAGCAGUGGCUUCUCGACGGAUCUGUCUAGCCAGCCAUGCUUCCAAAACAAGAAUUUCAAAGUUUGGGCGUUCGGUCACACUCAUUACAAUUGCGAUUUCAUGGCGGAUCGGCGACGCGACGCUGGACCUCUUAGGUUACUCACGAACCGGAGGGACUACUUCGCGCAAGCGGACGGGCUCGACCGCGAGGAGAUUGUCGCCCUAGGAUCACUAUCUGGUUGA